Molecule: messenger RNA, 1461 nt
Organism: Budorcas taxicolor (takin)
Lineage: Eukaryota; Metazoa; Chordata; Mammalia; Artiodactyla; Bovidae
Gene: NR1H4
Product: nuclear receptor subfamily 1 group H member 4
Exons: 9
Coding region: 1-1461 (486 amino acids)
Biological process (GO): cell differentiation; bile acid signaling pathway; positive regulation of transcription by RNA polymerase II
Molecular function (GO): zinc ion binding; nuclear receptor activity; RNA polymerase II cis-regulatory region sequence-specific DNA binding
Source: RefSeq, a predicted model, not a curated record
AUGGUAAUGCAGUUUCAGGAGUUAGAAAAUCCAGUUCAAAUCAGUCCUUGUCACAGCCACACAUCUUCAGGAUUCGCCAUGGAAGUGAUGAGCAUGAAGUCCGCUAAAGGUGUACUAACAGAACAAGUGGCAGGUCCUCUGGGACAGAAUCUAGAAGUGGAACCGUACUCACAAUACAACAACGUUCAGUUUCCCCAGGUUCAACCACAGAUUUCCCCUUCUUCCUAUUAUUCCAAUGUGGGUUUCUAUCCCCAGCAGCCUGAAGAGUGGUACUCUCCUGGAAUAUAUGAACUCAGGCGAAUGCCUGCUGAGACUCUCUAUCAGGGAGAGACUGAGGUAGUGGAGAUUCCCAUAACAAAGAAGGCCCGACUGGGAGCAUCAGCAGGAAGAAUCAAAGGGGAUGAGCUAUGUGUUGUUUGUGGAGACAGAGCAUCUGGAUAUCACUAUAACGCCCUGACCUGUGAGGGAUGCAAAGGUUUCUUCAGAAGAAGCAUUACCAAAAAUGCCGUGUACAAGUGUAAAAAUGGGGGCAACUGCGUGAUGGACAUGUACAUGCGAAGGAAGUGCCAAGAGUGUCGACUAAGGAAAUGCAAAGAAAUGGGAAUGUUGGCUGAAUGUAUGUAUACAGGCUUGUUAACUGAAAUUCAGUGUAAAUCUAAACGACUGAGAAAAAAUGUGAAGCAGCAUGCAGAUCAGGCCAUCCAUGAAGACAGUGAAGGACGUGACCUGCGACAAGUAACCUCGACAACUAAGUCAUGCAGGGAGAAAACUGAACUCACCCCAGAUCAACAGAAUCUUCUUCAUUAUAUUAUGGAUUCAUAUAGCAAGCAGAGGAUGCCUCAGGAAAUAACAAAUAAAAUUUUAAAAGAAGAAUUCAGCGCAGAAGAAAAUUUUCUCAUUUUAACUGAAAUGGCUACCAGUCAUGUACAGGUUCUUGUAGAAUUCACAAAAAAACUUCCAGGAUUUCAGACAUUGGACCAUGAAGAUCAGAUUGCUUUGCUGAAAGGGUCUGCAGUUGAAGCUAUGUUUCUCCGUUCAGCUGAGAUUUUCAGUAAGAAACUUCCAGCUGGACAUACUGACCUAUUGGAAGAAAGAAUUCGAAAGAGUGGUAUCUCUGAUGAAUAUAUAACGCCUAUGUUUAGCUUUUAUAAAAGUAUUGCUGAAUUGAAAAUGACUCAAGAAGAGUAUGCUCUGCUUACAGCAAUUGUUAUCCUCUCUCCAGACAGACAAUACAUAAAGGACAGAGAGGCAGUAGAGAAGCUUCAGGAACCACUGCUUGAUGUGCUACAAAAGUUAUGUAAAAUUCAUCAGCCUGAGAAUCCUCAACAUUUUGCCUGUCUUCUGGGUCGCCUGACUGAGUUGAGGACAUUCAACCAUCACCACGCAGACAUGCUUAUGUCAUGGAGAGUGAAUGACCACAAGUUUACCCCACUUCUCUGUGAAAUCUGGGAUGUGCAGUGA